UCACUCAAUUCCUUCCGUCCGAGUAUUGUUGUGUUGUGUAGUGAAUGUGACGCGCAAGUUCAAGACAAAUAUCUUCUGUUGUUUUGAAUUUAAAAUUUGACAAUUAUUCAGCUGUACUAUCUGUUAUGUAUUUAAAGCCUGGCACCGUGUAUUCGCUGCAGAAUGUUGAGUGUAGACUCGUUGCCAGUUGCCGAAGAGGAGGUGGUGGAGUCCAGCUCAAACAGACUGGGGGACAUUUACACUUUUGUUGCCGAGGGCUGUUAUCCUCAAACCAUGAACCCUAUUCGCAAGAAAAAUCUCAAAAGAUAUGCUCAGAAAUUUAUGAUUGACGAUGGCCGGUUAUAUUAUGUGGGACCGAAGAAAGAAGAAAAGCGAGAAGUAGUGAUUGAGACAGAGCGAAAGAGACAGAUAUUCCUGGAGUGUCACUUCAAUGACAUUGGGCAUCACCUAGGACAGAAGAAGACUGUUCACAGGAUUCAGAGUAAAUACUACUGGCUUGGCAUUGUCAAGGAUGUUGUGGAUUGGAUUAAAGUGUGUGAAACUUGUCAACACACAGAGCGGAGUAAAAACCUAGCCAGAACGGUACGACCCAUAAAGGUGGAUGGUCCUUGGGACAUUUUGGCAAUUGAAAUAAUCGGUCCAUUCCCAGGAACUGUACAUGGAGGGAAUACACACAUUGUUAUUAUUACAGAUUACUACAGUAAAUGGGUUGAGGCCUUUCCUAUACAAAAGAAAGAUGGUCUCUGUAUUGCACGAUCCAUUUCAUCAUCUAUUUGCAGAUUUGGCCCUGCAAAGACAAUAUUUUGCUCUCAAAGUGCUGACUUCUGUGAGGAGGUUACAAAGCACCUGUUUGAGCGAUGGAGCAUAGCAUUAAGAGUGGUGCCCGUAGACCAGCCGCAGAGGAACGCACUGUAUGAUCGCAGCAGUAAUCUGCUGAGAGAUGCCAUAAAACAGAUGGUGGUGGAGAAACAGGUAGAAUGGGAUGAUUUUCUUGAUCCAGUUUUGGCCAUCUUCAGGACAUCAGUCAACCCUACGACAAAAUUUACCCCACACUUUUUAAUGUUCAACAGAAAAGCCAGCAUAUCUAGUGAGACAAAGUUUGAUGCUCUUAGUUGCUAUCAGGACCAGGAGGAGGAUACCCUUAAUGAAGAGGACACAAACUCUUUUCUUUCCUCCAUGCAGGAGCAACAGAAUAACAUCAAACAGCUGGUAGUUACAAAUAUGAAUGUCGCCUACAGACAAGAAAAGAAAAAUGCUAAACGCAAGGCUAGAAACAUGCCCUCCAUAACUCUCACUGUGACCAACCCAUUGUUCAGCACAGAGGAAUCCCCUUCGGCAAAAAAGCUUAAGGAAAGUCUCUUCUUGUCUUUUCCUGUGGAGACUGUCCUAACCACAAUACAGAAUGUAUCUGAAGCCAAGAAUAUCCUCUAACAGACACUGAUGUGCAUUGAAAAUCUUUUUUGAUGGGACUGAUCACUAUCCUAUGGAAGCUUGUUUCCGCCAUAAACUAAUAAUAAAAUUAGUUUAUAUACGCUAUGCUAUAAAAAAAAUAAAAU
This is a messenger RNA of Pimephales promelas (fathead minnow), 1556 nucleotides long. RefSeq names its product gypsy retrotransposon integrase-like protein 1. Gene Ontology annotation, molecular function: nucleic acid binding. Gene Ontology annotation, biological process: DNA integration. The record is from RefSeq and is a predicted model, not a curated record. Lineage: Eukaryota; Metazoa; Chordata; Actinopteri; Cypriniformes; Leuciscidae.